AUGAUACUAUUUUAUCUGAUUAACUAAAAUAAUUACAAGAUUAUAAUUAAUAGUUAUUAUAAACAAAUUAAAUUUUAAUUAAUUCAAAUUUAAUCCAUUAACAACAAAUAGAAAAAAUAUAAUAAGAAAUAAAUUAUUUUAGUGAAUAUCAGAAAACUUAUUAAAAAAAAAAAUUGUAAAAAAUCCCUACAUUAAAUUUAAGAUAAAAGGUUUCUAUAAAUUUAAGUUAAAUACCAAAAAAGCACUAAAAUAUAUUAAGUAAUUCAAACGAUAAUACAAAAGAAAACAAAAAGUUAAAUCUGUUCAAAUCUAGAGAAUUAAAUGAUUUAAAAACAUGCAAAUAAUAUUUAAAAUACGUAUAUGAAUAGCUAAAUAAAAUUUCAUAGUUUUCGUUUUCUAGAAAAACAAUACUUAAAUAUGAUUAAUUAGGUGGAUGUGGAUAUUAACCUUUUAGAAAAGAAUACAAAGAAAUUAGAAGUAUUUCUAAUGAAACCGAAUAUUAUCGAAAUUCAAUGA
Messenger RNA from Ichthyophthirius multifiliis, 516 nucleotides. RefSeq lists its product as hypothetical. The transcript has a single exon. Lineage: Eukaryota; Ciliophora; Oligohymenophorea; Hymenostomatida. The record is from RefSeq and is a predicted model, not a curated record.